CUCUCUCUCUCUCUCUCUCUCAGCUCCAGUCAUUCCCUUGCUAUUAAUCUCUGACUACGACUACCACUACUAUUCCUGUUCAGUCUCCCAAUGUCCGCGUCUAAUGGCUUCCAAUUUCCUUCGGGAAUUAGGGCCAAUUACGGUUUUUCUAGCUUUUCUUUUAGAAAUGUGAAAUUUAACUUCUAGUGUACUGCGUUUAAGUGUGGUUAAUUUCGGAAGUGAGGUUUUUAGCGGGUGGGGGGAAGAGGCGGAGGGGUAUUAUCUUGAUGGCGGUCUGGGCCUCUUCUUUUACUACUAGUAUUUGCCUAAUUCUGGUGGCUUCUCGGUUAUCACCAGCCUCCGGCGACAUCGAACGCAAUGCUUUGAAUGCGCUGAAGAACAACUUAGUUGAUCCUAACAACGUUUUACAAAGCUGGGGUCCUACAAAUGCCAGUCACUGCAGAUGGUUCCAUGUCACGUGCAACUCUCAAAACAACGUUACAAGAGUCCUCAGUGAUCUUGGGAAUGCAAAUUUAACUGGGCAACUCGUUCCACAACUUGCACACCUUCGAAGUUUGGAGUACCUGGAACUUUUCGCUAACAAUUUAAGUGGACAAGUUCCUAAUGAGCUCGGGAAUUUGACAAAAUUGGUGAGCUUGGAUCUUUAUCUCAACAAUUUGAGUGGUCCCAUCCCGAAAUCGUUGGGCAAUCUCCAGAAAUUACGCUUCCUGCGGCUCAACAACAACAGUUUGUCUGGAAAUAUUCCUUUGUCAUUGACUACGAUCCCAACACUUGAAGUCCUUGAUCUAUCAAACAAUCGUUUGACAGGCGUAAUCCCAGUUAAUGGCUCGUUUUCACUUUUUAAUAACACCAGUUUUGCAAAUAAUGAUUUGGUAUUUCCUCCGGCUGCUCCACCUCCUCCACUUCCGCCCUCACCACAAUCGACUUCUCGAGGUUUGUUAUACUUUCACACGGAUAGGAGGGGUGGUGGUGGCCCCCUCCGUUCCGUUUUUAAUUUUUCGGUCAUUUUCCGAACACGCUUUGAUGAUUGGCUGUGUUAAUUUUGUAGAGCUUGG
Messenger RNA from Rhododendron vialii, 1055 nucleotides. Its product is annotated as BRASSINOSTEROID INSENSITIVE 1-associated receptor kinase 1-like. Bases 267 to 1040 code for a protein of 257 amino acids. The record is from RefSeq and is a predicted model, not a curated record. The transcript is spliced from 7 exons. NCBI's taxonomy places the organism in Eukaryota, Viridiplantae, Streptophyta, Magnoliopsida, Ericales, Ericaceae. Gene Ontology annotation, molecular function: protein binding.